Molecule: messenger RNA, 771 nt
Organism: Metopolophium dirhodum (rose-grain aphid)
Lineage: Eukaryota; Metazoa; Arthropoda; Insecta; Hemiptera; Aphididae
Exons: 4
Coding region: 1-771 (256 amino acids)
Source: RefSeq, a predicted model, not a curated record
AUGGACAGGCAGCGACACGACACGGCAAAACAUUCUUGUCGAGGAUGUCUUGUCGACAUAAGUGAUACAAGUAUGCUUACAGUUUCGCUAGUUCCUCUCCAACUUCAAUGUGUGAACAACAACAAAAAAAUUGUACUUUGGUCUAAUCCUAGAUAUUCUUCCACUCGUUUUUGUCGGCCAUUAAAAUGUAUUUUUAUGAAAGAAAAUAAUGAUAAAACAAUCGAAAUGUAUACAGAAAUUGAAGAUGAAAUAUCUAGAUUAACUAAUACAAUAAUUUAUAUUAAUGAUACAUCAAUUAUAAGCAUAAAUCAUGCUCUAAUUUUUUCAAUGAUUGAUGGCAAGUACGCUAAAGAAGCGGCAAGAUUGUUUGUGCAUCUAUAUCCGUGGUUUUAUUUACCAGCAAGUAUACACAAAGUGUUAAUUCACGGAGGAGAUAUUAUUCGUGCUGCUCUGUUACCAAUAGAUCAAUUAUCUGAAGAAGCUGCUGAAACAUGUAACAAAGAAUAUAAAAGACUAAGACUUCAUCACACUCGAAAAGCAUCCCGCAUAAAUAGUAAUACUGAUAUUUUCCAAAUGAUGUUAGUGUCAUCCGACCCACUAAUUUCAUCCCUCCGGAAGACAUGUAAAAAGAAAAUAUAUGAGCUUUCUCCAGAAGUAAAAUCUUUGUUAGAUUUUGAAUCCGAAGAUGAGGGAAAUUGUUCAAACAGUGAUACCGAUGAAACCGGUGAAAAUAGUGAUUUAGAGUUAGAUAUAAGCAGUCUAAGCAUGUAG